AUGAGGUGGCAAACCGCUGGGAGGUCUGCUUACGCUACUAGUUCUAAAUUGUUAAAACUGGCAAAAUAUUUAGUUAUAAUUCUUUCUUUCAGGGAAAUAAGUACGACUUUAACAGGAUACCAAAUCAAACUGAAAGAUAUUGAGGAAGGAAUAUGUUAUGUGAAUUCUGUCUAUGACGAGACAGAAAAACAAUUUAUCUUUAAGUAUAAUGCUUCGACGGGAAUAGUCGACCUUCUUGAUAUCGGGCAGGAUGAAUUAUCACAGGGACGCCCAUGGGAGCAGGAGAUGCAAAAAUAUAUCGGAGAGCGACAUUCAAUUCCCGGUUUCCUUGCAGCUGUAACUCUUCAACUCGAAGCACGGCGUGGUCUUGAAGAUGUUGAACGUACAGAUAUCAUCAGCGUUGUGCACGAGGAUUGA
Angiostrongylus costaricensis is the source of this 417-nucleotide messenger RNA. Lineage: Eukaryota; Metazoa; Nematoda; Chromadorea; Rhabditida; Metastrongylidae. The record is from the annotation of a GenBank genome assembly.